Erinaceus europaeus (western European hedgehog) is the source of this 7169-nucleotide messenger RNA. RefSeq names its product sortilin 1 (gene SORT1). The record is from RefSeq and is a predicted model, not a curated record. The transcript is spliced from 21 exons. Gene Ontology annotation, cellular component: membrane; Golgi apparatus. Gene Ontology annotation, molecular function: protein binding. The coding region runs from base 186 to 2855 and encodes 889 amino acids. Lineage: Eukaryota; Metazoa; Chordata; Mammalia; Eulipotyphla; Erinaceidae. Gene Ontology annotation, biological process: Golgi to endosome transport; vesicle organization; endocytosis.
GGUGGGAGGGGGCAUUCUGGGGAAAAGCGGGGGGCGCCCACCCUAACUCUGGAAGCCCGGCCCUGAAGACGCCGGGGGCAGAAGGGAGGGGAGAUGACCUCAGCCAUCUCUGCCCAUUCCAGCCAAUCAGCUCGCACCCUGGCAUCCGAAUCCAGGACCCCCGAAGCCAGAGGCGACGCGAGCCAAUGAGGAGUGGGCCGGGCGAGAUGGACGGGCGGCCAGCCUAUGGGGGCGAAGAGGCCCGGCUGCGCGUCUCCAAGGAGCGCCUGGCCCCGGUCGGGGGUGUGGCGCGGCGCCGGCGGGGGUGGGCGGGCGCGCCGGGCGGCAGGUGUCGGCGGCGUCUGCAUUCGGCGGCGAUGGAGUGGCCCCGGCGAGCUGCGGAUGGCCUCUCGCGCUGGCCCCGCGGCCUCGGCCUCUUCCUCCUCCUCCUCCAGCUGCGGCCGCGGCCAGGCCUCGGUCAGGACCGGCUGGACGCGCCGCCGCCCCCCGCCGCGCCGCUGUCCCGCUGGUCCGGCCCCGUCGGGGUGAGCUGGGGGCUGCGCGCCGCUGCGCCCGAGGGCCCGGUCCCCGGCGGCGGCCGCUGGCGCCGCAGCGCACCCGGCGAGGACGAGGACUGCGGCGGGGUACUGGACUUCGCGGCCAGGCUGGCCAACAACACGCACCAGCAUGUGUUUGAUGACCUCAGUGGAUCAGUGUCCUUGUCUUGGGUUGGAGAUAGUACUGGGGUUAUUCUAGUUUUGACUACCUUCCAUGUACCACUGGUAAUUAUGGCCUUUGGACAGUCCAAGUUAUAUCGAAGUGAGGACUAUGGGAAGACUUUUAAGGAUAUUACAAACCUCAUCAAUAAUACUUUCAUUCGGACUGAAUUUGGCAUGGCUAUUGGCCCUGAAAACUCUGGAAAGGUGAUCUUAACAGCUGAGGUUUCUGGAGGAAGUCCUGGAGGAAGAAUCUUCAGAUCAUCAGACUUUGCAAAGAACUUUGUUCAGACCAAUCUCCCAUUCCAUCCUCUGACUCAGAUGAUGUAUAGCCCUGAAAAUUCUGAUUAUCUUUUAGCUCUCAGCACAGAAAAUGGCCUGUGGGUGUCCAGGAAUUUUGGGGGAAAAUGGGAAGAAAUCCACAAAGCAGUAUGUUUGGCCAAAUGGGGACCAAAAAGUAUCAUCUUCUUUACUACCCAUGUAAAUGGCUCUUGUAAAGCUGACCUUGGUACACUGGAAUUAUGGAGAACUUCAGACUUGGGGAAAACCUUCAAAACCAUUGGUGUAAAAAUCUACUCUUUCGGUCUUGGGGGACGUUUCCUUUUUGCUUCUGUGAUGGCUGAUAAGGAUACAACAAGAAGGAUUCAUGUGUCAACAGAUCAUGGGGACACAUGGAGCAUGGCCCAGCUCCCCUCUGUGGGCCAGGAACAAUUCUAUUCUAUCCUAGCAGCUAAUGAUGACAUGGUCUUCAUGCAUGUAGAUGAACCUGGAGAUACUGGAUUUGGCACAAUUUUUACCUCGGAUGAUAGAGGAAUUGUCUAUUCAAAGUCCUUGGAUCGGCAUCUCUAUACUACCACAGGUGGAGAGACGGACUUCACCAAUGUGACCUCCCUCCGUGGAGUUUACAUAACAAGUGUUCUCUCAGAAGAUAAUUCUAUCCAGACUAUGAUCACUUUUGACCAGGGAGGAAGGUGGAAGCGCCUAAGGAAACCGGAAAACAGUGAAUGUGAUGCUACAGCAAAAAAUAAAAACGAGUGCAGCCUUCAUAUCCACGCCUCCUACAGCAUCUCCCAGAAACUAAAUGUUCCAGUGGCCCCACUAUCAGAGCCUAAUGCAGUGGGCAUAAUCAUCGCCCAUGGUAGUGUGGGGGAUGCCAUCUCAGUGAUGGUCCCAGAUGUGUACCUCUCAGAUGAUGGGGGUUACUCCUGGUUGAAGAUGCUGGAAGGACCCCACCAUUACACCAUCCUGGAUUCUGGAGGCAUCAUCGUGGCCAUUGAGCACAGCGGCCGUCCUAUCAAUGUGAUUAAGUUUUCCACAGAUGAAGGUCAGUGUUGGAAAACUUACACGUUCACCAAGGAACCCAUCUACUUUACUGGCUUAGCAUCAGAACCAGGGGCGAGGUCCAUGAACAUCAGCAUUUGGGGUUUCACAGAUUCUUUCCUGACUCGCCAGUGGGUCUCCUACACCAUCGACUUUAAAGAUAUUCUUAACAGGAACUGUGAAGAGAAGGACUAUACCAUAUGGCUGGCUCACUCCACAGACCCUGGAGAUUAUGGAGAUGGCUGCAUUUUAGGCUACAAAGAACAAUACCUACGGCUUCGCAAGUCAUCCGUCUGUCAGAAUGGUCGGGACUAUGUUGUGACCAAGCAGCCAUCCAUCUGUCCCUGCUCCUUGGAGGACUUCCUCUGUGAUUUUGGCUACUUCCGUCCAGAAAAUGAUUCUAAGUGCGUGGAACAGCCAGAACUGAAGGGCCACGACCUCGAGUUUUGUCUGUAUGGGAGAGAAGAACAGCUGACAACAAAUGGGUACCGAAAGAUCCCAGGAGACAGAUGCCAAGGUGGAGUGAAUCCAGUUCGGGAACUAAAGGACUUGAAAAAGAAAUGCACAAGCAACUUUUUUAGUCCAGAAAAGCAGAAUUCCAAGUCAAAUUCCGUUCCAAUCAUUCUGGCCACAGUGGGAUUGAUGCUGGUCACAAUCAUAGCAGGAGUGCUCAUUGUGAAGAAAUAUGUCUGCGGGGGAAGGUUCCUAGUGCAUCGAUACUCGGUGCUACAGCAGCACGCAGAAGCCAAUGGUAUGGAUGGCGUGGAGGCUUUGGACACAGCUCCCCACAGUCAUAAAAGUGGUUACCAUGAUGACUCAGAUGAGGACCUCCUGGAAUAGUUCCUCAAAGGAGCUGGGACCAAGCAUGGAAGAUGGAACCACAGUACCUCUUACACUCCCUGUGGCUCCAACUUAGGGAAAUAAAUUUCCCAUUGCGAGGGAUCCAGCUCUGUUUAUGCUGCUUCCAUCAAGCCAAAAGGAUCUACACUAAAGAAGGGGUGGGGAGAGCUAAUCACACUUAAAUUGGCUCUGUAAGAAAGGGAGGGGGGUUUUAAUUCUUUAACUUUUUAUUUUACAUGCAAAGUAUAUGGGCAUUUUUUUAUUUUAGUUCUGGUUUUUAAGGAAAAUGAAAUGGAAUGUGAACAGAAAAUUUCUUUAACACCUCUCUUGUAUGUGUUACCUGGCCUCUGCCCCAGGGUACCAGCCCGCUCCAACAUGGGUACUCAUAGAGUAUCAGGCACUGCCCCUGGGCCCUGCUGCAGCCUUUCUCCAUCUGGGCACAGCCCUGCUCCAAGAGCUUUGCACAUCAGUUCCUCACACUGAUGCCCCACUCUCUCACCCCCACCCCAGGAAUCAUAGACCACAACAACUUUUCUCCUAUUUCAUCAAACAGAACCCUCAUUAAUUGCCCUUUGGCGACUAACUUAAAUCAUAUGCUUCCAAGACACUAAAUUGGGAAAGCUUAAAGGGCAAUAUUUUUAACUUGGGGCAGGAAGAAGGGAGCUGAAGAGAAUUGACUAGCUUUAGCACCUAUUAAAGGAGAAGUUCUUGCUCCUUCCGAGGUCUCUCAAGCCAUGCUUUGCGUGUGUGCCAGUGGACUUGCUCAAGAACAGGGUCAGGGUGACCCUGGGUGUCCUGCCAGGUUAAGUGAUCUCCUAGGGCUGAUGGUGGCAUGCACAGCACAGCCCCAAAGAAUUGAUCCAUGUGGUCUUUCAUUUCUCCUGCUACCUGUUAUGUUGACUCAUUGAUAAGUUACUAGAAUGAUUGGGUUUUGUUGUUUCUUCUUAAUUUGCUCUUCUUAGGGAGCCAGGGCUGGGCAUGUUUUCAGAUUUGUAGAAUCUUUUUAAUCAGAAUUUGAUUACCAGACUUUCCUCCUUACCUGACUGUUUUCCCAAUCUUGGCCUCUUCCAUUCUGGAUACCUUGUGUUACAUUUUAAGUUUGAGGAAGUUUUCCAUUUGACAUUUUUUUCCUAAUGAAAUAAAUCAUAGAAUAUAGUCAGGUGGAGAAUUUGGGUCGCCCUUUAGUAAAGGAAAGUUGCAAUAAUUAGUUUUAAUACAGCUUGGAUUUUUGCUAUACAGGAAUGUAAGUUUUCAGUCUUAGCUUGCUACUGUGCUGGUCACAGUUUAUCCCAAUCAUGACUGGGAUAGUCUUUGGUAAUUGCCAUUUUGCUGCUAGUUUGCUUUAUGGCUGGAAAGUCAGUUAAAAAAAAAAAAGUAAAUGUGCCAAAUUGACUUUUGUCAGAACAGGUGAACAGAUGGCCAAGUUCUCUCCUCACCAGAAUGGAUUAACAGCAGUAGAAAAAGUGGGGGAGGGAGUAAAUGGAAGAUUUUAGAGACGAUGAAACUACAGUCAAAUGAGUCAGGGAGCUUCAGUUAGAAGAUAAAGUUAGGGAACAUUUUGUGAAGAGACUAUUUGCUAGAGCCAGAGUAUUAGUCUUUUAGGAAAGGCUUAUUCAUUUUGCAUGGCUUUUUAAUUUAGAUAAAACAAAUUCCAAAGAUAUACCAAGUCACAGAUAAAGUACCAGAUCUCAUCCCAUCCUUUCCUGCCCAAAAUGAAGCUGGAUGCCCAGAGAAGACCUACUUCCACCACACACUUUUGCUCCCAACAACACACCCACUGUGACAGAUGUGCCAAUAGGUAGUAGUUCUCAGAUUAAUGUUAAGAUGUAGGAAGGUCAAGCUUCUUUUCUAUGCAUAAUAGUCCUUUGCUGAUUAGGAUACCUAGGAUUCAUGAGGAACAUGACAGUCUUCCAAACACUUUCACUUGCACGAUGUCAUUUGAGCUUCACUGGCUCUUGUGACAUUUUAAGGCAUUUAAAAAGAAACAGUUGAAACCCAAUUUUUUAGGACACAGAGAUGAGUCACAAAAAUUAUGUGAAUAAGCAGAGCCAGUUGGUUGUCUUUAGAACUCUUGAAAAUGUCUUUGUAGGGCUUCUGUCUUAGUCUGUUCUUCAGGGGAGGGAGCAGUGGUGUUUCCUUCAGAGCAGUAGUUAAGCACCUUUUUGCUACCUUGGUAAACAGAAAUUCUUAAUCUUCAGUUUUUCAUGGCUGAAAACGAAAGUGAUGGCAGUUUUGAAUGUGUGUUCAGAAGCUGCCCCUCACCUCACCGAGGGUGCCUGGUCAAAUUUUCAGAAGUGGCAUCUCCACAGAGGAAUCUGUAUUCUAUAUCCCAUCCCUAGCUGGCUAACUUGGUUGGUUCUGAGGAUUGCCAACAAGCCUAGAUCAUUCCCUUUAUUGGCUAAAUAACCUGCUCAUAAGUGCAUACCCUCAGCAGAGAAAAAGACUGCUCAAUCCAUGAUAUCUUCCCAGGAAAAUAAUAGGUUUCUGGUUUGUCCUGUAAUCACAGAAGCUUUAUGUUCUAAGUGAAAGAUAGCCUAUCAUUAUGUGAACUCCCCAGCUUGCUGGUAGCAAACAAGGUUAUUUCUGGAACUUUCAUCAAUAGAAAUUAACAUUGUGAGAUAGAAGAACAUAUCAGACUAUCCAAAGUGAUCCAAGUGCUUACAUCCAGGUGGUGAAUUCACCAUCAGAAAGCUAUCUUGGACUUAAGGGGGUUUUGGUUUUCAACAAAACCAGAGGUCAGGGAUGUGUCCAUAUAGGUUGCUAAUUGAGUAGUGAUAACACUUAAGGAGAAUGAAAGUACUAGGAGGGAUGUGAGUGUUCUAGGGUAGACUGGAGAUUGAAUAGUUUUAUUCUAAGUGAGACCUAAGACGAGUUUGCCAUCUUCCUCUGUGCAGGCUUUCCAAUGUGUAUCUCACUCCUGAUUUGCCUGUGGGCCUACAUCUGCCCAAGCUCGACUUUCAGCCCUAAGAGAUCAGCAGCAAGCUGGCUACCUCUAACUCCUGUGCUGCCCUUCAUCAGUAUAUCAGGCUGGAGAGAGGAGCACAGGGUCACUCACACCUGGGCGGCAGGCUAGCCUAGCUUCAGUCCUUUCUUUCUCAGGCAAACCAUCCAGGUGGAGAGAUUCUCUUCCAGGAGAGCUCUGAGGACUCCUGCCCUAUAUGCAGUGGCUUCAAGCUCAUCCUGCGCAUAGUUGGGACAGCCCUUCAUCUUAUGUUAGGGGGGCAGGAUGCUUAGAAUUGCUAAGUUAAGAAGAGAUUCAACUUUACUACUACCUUUCCUCAAGCAGGAGGAUAAACAUGGGCUUGAAUGUCCGCUGCACCAAACCAAAGUUUUCAGACUUGCCAGGGGCUGGAAAUGAUGAGAGGACCAGAUGUCCAGCACCGACUCCCAGCAGGUGCCAGGCUCCCUCUUGUAUCAGCCACUGGUUUUCCUUGCCCAGACAGUUCUGGGAGCACCAUGGCCCUAACAGAGCCCAGGCCUUGCCCUCCUGGGGAAUAGUUGAAAGAAAAGGAGCAUGCUGAUUUCCUGGUUACUUUACAUUACAGCAGUUAGAAUCAGAGCAUUAAUUUUAAAGUGUCUUCAACUUGCCAUAUGCAUAUUUUUCACACAACAUUCUAAAACAUCUUUGUAUAAAAUAACAAACUAAUCAGUACCUUUAUAUAUAAUAUUUAUAGAUGUGUACAUAUAUACAUGUAUAAACUGUAUAGUGUACAUGUUAAUGAUUUAUCAGUACAUCCCAAAUCUUUAAAGCAGUUCUCAUCCUCCGCAUGCCCUCAACUUGUGGUCGGGUGACUUGAAUGUUUCCUGUCUGCCCACCUCCUAUGUUUGGAUGUCUAGGGAGGAGGGUUUUGGUCGUACCCUCCUCAUUCUCGUGCACAGAAAUGCUCAGGGUCCCCAUGUGCCUGUUGUUUAACUCUUUCUCUUCUCUUGUUCUCUCUUUCUGAGCAUGUUGUCUCUCCUUGUUCUGUGGUUUCUCUGCCUCCUCCCCAAGCAGUGGGACAGCUGCCUUCCAAAUAAAGUGUAAAGCAGUAUCGAAAUCAUUGCUGCAUGUGCACUAAGAAAAUAAACCCCAAGUUUUCUGUUCCCUUGGGAUCAAAAUUGCAUGUGAGGUGGGAUACUCAAGUUUCAAUGGCCCAUGUCAUUUUACACAACAAAGCCAGACCCCAUAGUAAAAUUCCACCAAAUGGAAAUGAAACUCAAACUUCUUUAGCAUUGUGUAAAUAAAUCUGGAUGUGUUUAACUUUGUACUGGUAAUUUUCUGUAUAUUUGCACUAUUUGGGUUAGAAAUAAAACAGACUGGACUUUGUUAUCUGA